GAACGGAAGUACGUUUGAGGCAAGGACUAGCAGACACAGAGAAGGAUAUUAAUGUGUAAUUUGAACUAAAUAAACUUCGUAAAUGUAAUAGUUUUUGUCAUGCCAGAGAUAAAACUUUCUCACGGCGUUUGGAGCUAACAUCUGGAUGUUUAAAAAAAACAACUGACAGCAGUGAUGGAGUUGUCUCAGAGGGACAGGCUGUCUGUGCUGGUGGAGGAGCUGACCACAUCUGGACAGCCUCAGCUGAACCAGGACAAGAUGAAGGAGAUCAAGAAGAUCUGCAAAGCGUCUAAUGACUGCAUCGACCACGUUUAUCACUCCAUGAUGUCUCAGCUCAGCCAAGAACACGCCGAGGUCAGACUGUCCGCCUUUCAGAUCGCCAGCCAGCUUUUCUCCAGAUCGCACCACUUCAGGACGAUGCUGGUCGACAACUUCCAGGAGUUCUUGGAAUUGACUGUAGAGACGGACUUGGAACAGCCCCUCCCCCCUCCUAAAGAAGUUGCCAGGAAGCUAAGGGCACUGGCUAUCCAAACCGUCCAAUCCUGGCAGGUCUCUUAUGGGACGGCAUACAAGAAGUUAGCUCUUGGCUACCACUUCCUGAAGCAGGUCAAGAAGGUGGACUUUCAGGACGCUGAGGCUCGGACUGUAGCAGAGAGGAGACGGGAGGAGGAGAGACAGAGAAAAAUGGCGAGGAUCUACAAGGAGAGGGUGGAGGCGGCAUCCAAAGACAUGGAGGAGUCGCAGCAGGAAAUCGAGGCGACGUUGACCGAGAUGGAGUCAUGCAUGAGGCUCCUUUUACCCGAGUUUGACCUCGCAGGCAUUCAGGGAGCCAAUAGCCCCCAAAAGUCCCAACCAGCCAAUGAGUGUGAGGAAGAGCCGUGCUGCAGCAAAGACCUGAAGGAUGACAGGAGAGACGGAGCGAUGAAAGAGAUGGAGGAAAAAGAUGAAGAAGGUACGAUCAAGAAGGGAGAGGAAGAAAAGAAGAAGGAUGGGAAAGAGCAGGAUGAGAAGGAGACAGAGGAGGAGAGUAGUGAAGAAGAAGAAGAAGAAGAAGAAGAAGAAGAAGAAAAAAAGGAGGAGGAUGAAGAUGAACAGGAAUCUCUUGAUGGAGACAGUUUUAUCCGUAACUCUGGUCUCAUCUCUCACUCGUACAGUCUGGACCUGAACCUCAGCACUGGUCUUCAUUUAAAGGAGACAGAAGAUAAUGAGGCAGUGGUUUCCACGGUGAUAGACCUCCAUAAACUGAUCAAGACCAAACACCUACCAGCUGUGCAGAGCUGGGUCCAGGUGUUCACCAAAGCGGGCGCUGAACAGCAGAUGUUGAGGAGAGCUCUGGACCUGAAGAGUUCAUUAGAAGCGUCUCUGCAGAAACACAAAGAGCUUCACAUCGAUUAUAAAACCAGAGUCCGCAAAGUGGUGAGUCACAAACAAUACCACCUUAUUACUCAUAGUUCAGCUGAUUCAAGGUUUAAAGAUCUGCCUGCAGGGUGACCUCACUUUCACC
Messenger RNA from Labrus bergylta (ballan wrasse), 1504 nucleotides. Lineage: Eukaryota; Metazoa; Chordata; Actinopteri; Labriformes; Labridae. The record is from RefSeq and is a predicted model, not a curated record.